Messenger RNA from Odontomachus brunneus, 1431 nucleotides. It is a transcript of the gene slx1, whose product is annotated as structure-specific endonuclease subunit slx1. The transcript is spliced from 4 exons. Gene Ontology annotation, molecular function: 5'-flap endonuclease activity; crossover junction DNA endonuclease activity. Gene Ontology annotation, cellular component: Slx1-Slx4 complex. Bases 343 to 1167 code for a protein of 274 amino acids. Gene Ontology annotation, biological process: double-strand break repair via homologous recombination. Lineage: Eukaryota; Metazoa; Arthropoda; Insecta; Hymenoptera; Formicidae. The record is from RefSeq and is a predicted model, not a curated record.
UAAUUAUGUUUUAUGGACAUAGAGGCGCUUCAGAAUAAAGUACCGAUAAAUCCUUCACAUGGCGGCUUUCAGGCUUCUCUCUGUUUGUAAGUUAGACGUAUUUUUUUCACGUGUUGUUUUCAAGCAACAACUCAAUAGCGGGUCAGGUAAUCUUUGCACUUCCUAUUAACAUGAUUCGACUGUAGACCAAAAGAUUUCUUUGUUUUUAAUUAACACGAUUUAAUGGUGUGAAAAUGGGGUACAGCAAAUACAAAGGUUGAUUGACAAUUGUAUAGACAUGCACUGGACUAUAUUGAAUGGUGCUUUAUAUGAUUCUAUGUGCUCCAAAAGGAAUGUUCAACAAUGGAAGAACCUGAAGUAGUUGAAUAUUUCUUUGGAGUGUAUUUGUUAUAUUGUAUAAAUCCAAAGUACAAAGGAAGGACAUAUAUAGGAUACACUGUAGAUCCAAGACGUAGAAUCAAACAGCACAAUGCUGGCAAGAAGCAUGGUGGAGCGUGGAAAACUAGUAAUAGAGGACCAUGGAACAUGGUUUUGAUUGUUCAUGGAUUUCCUAACAGCACCUCUGCGCUUAGAAGUAUAUUGUUUCAGUUUGAAUGGGCCUGGCAGCAUCCACACGUUAGCAGACGGCUGAAACACAUUCCCAAGAAGAAGUCAUCGCAGAAAGUGUUUGAUUUCUAUCUAACAGUCCUGUCUGAAAUGUUAAAAGUUGGACCUUGGUGCCGUUUACCUUUAACAGUACGCUGGCUGGAUUAUGAGUUCUCCAAACAAUAUUAUGGAUGUAUAUCUCCACCGUUGCACAUGCCUAUAUGCUAUGGCAAAGUCGCCAGUUGCAAAGUCAAGCAAACACAAGAUGCGAAAGCUAAUGACAUUCAGUCACAAGAGUCACCGUCGGUGACGGAAAAGUUGUGUCCUCUUUGCGGCUCGACAAUGACAGAGAAAGAUUCUAUUAGUUGUAUAAAACCAAAGUGCCUUUUAACUGCUCACUUGAUUUGCUUGGCUAAAGCAUUCUGCAAGGACGGAAUGAUUUUACCAAUCGAAGGCAUUUGUCCUGCAUGCAAAACUAACGUUCUCUGGGGAGACCUAAUAAGAAAGAAGAACGGCUGUUAUCAAGAUCUGCAGGAAACCGACCUUUCCAAUUCCUCCUUUAGCGACAGCGACGAUACUUAGAUAUAACUUAAUAAAUCCAUUUUCUAUAUUUACUUAUACAAAUGAAUAUGAAUUUUUAUAUUGUUUAACAAAGCUAAUACAGAAUACGACAAGGACGCGAUAAAAAAUCAUUGUAUCAUAAAGAUUUCUCACAUCAUUGACAUCAUAUGUAUACAUUAUAUUGAUAAUUAUGUCAUUGGAAAAUAACGAGAAUAAUCGUUAUUUAAAAGAAAAUAUUUAUUUUUAUAGUUUUAAACACAAUAAAGUAACGUGUAAGCGAUUUAA